AAACAAAUAUUUAUUACAAAUACAAGGAAAAAGCAAGCCGGCCACUACACUCAAAAGGUUUUCAUGGGGGGUGGGGAGGGGAGUGUGGAGAGAGGCACAAUACACUAAGGGGACCCCAAGGAGAGAGGGAGGUCGGUCAAGUCUCGGGCCUUUUUAGUACCCCCAGAACUUGGCCCAGUACCCGGGAUACAGCACCUCUUAAUGAAAGAACGCAACCUUGAGCGAGUCGCUGGGGGUCACUGGGUAAAACUCCGACCUUAGUCUUGGUCCUUUGCAGGUCCGCAGCCCUGGUCCCUCCCCUGCCCAGCCAAGUCCUGGGUUCGAAUUACUCCACCCCCGUGAUGCUUAACAGCGAUGUGAUGGAACAAGUUACCCCCUAAAGCGCAGGGGUAAAGUCUGGACUAUUAGCCCCGGGGCCCCCUCCUGAGGGGCAGGUCCGUCACCAGUUUCCUCCCAUUCGGUUUGCUCUUCUGCAAAAUGGGCACGGCACCCCCUCUCCCCGCUAGGGGUUGAUGGGAGCCAGCAGUGCUCGGGUGACGCUGCCGGCGCGCGUGUCUCUUCCACGGGAUCUAACGGCAAGCUCUUACACUCGGGCUCGCUCCCGCGCCCCAACUUCCCUGGGACCGAAGUUUGUUUGCAUUCGCUGCGAGAGGUAGCGAGUAGAUCUCGCGAUAUCACCCACCACUCCGAGACUCCCGCUCCGCUCUCCCUCCGGCUCCCCCGCCCCCCAGGGACAAAAAAAAAACACCUUAAGGACAAUACCAAUGCGUCUCAGGACGCGGGGGGGAGGGUCGGCGCGAAGGCAAGACCCUGAAACCCCACUACCGAGCGCAUUGGGGGAAGCCCCUCCGAGUCCUCAGACGCUGGACAGGCGAUGAUUCUACCCGUUCUCCUCCCUCCUUUCUAUUAACGCCCCUCCGACCCUCAGAGCGUUCCCGCCUUUCCCUACCCCACCCCCACCGAACCUAGAAUUUGAGCCCGCCUCCGUCCUAGCCGCCAGACCGCCGUCACUAGACAGUCCAACCCCAAGACGUCAGCCCACAAUGCACCGGGCGGGCCGGGGCGGGCCGGGGAGGGGAGGAGGGAGAGCGGGGAGAAAGAAGGGCCCGACUGUAGGAGGGCAGCGGAGCAUUACCUCAUCCCGUGAGCCUUCGCGGGGCCCGGGAGAAGAAUCUUCUAGGGUGGGGUCUCCAUGGCGACAGGCGGACCCACCCCCCUGAGGGCGACGCGGGCCAAUGGGAAGGCGCGGGGGUGACAUCAUGGGCUAUUUUUAGGGGGUGACUGGUAGCAGAUAAGUGUUGAGCUCCGAGCUGGAGACGGGCUCAGAGUUGUACUGAGUGUGGUCGAGAAGACCCAGCCGGAGUGUGCGGCGCGGGACGGGAAAGAGCGAGCCGGGCAGCGGGGCGGGCAAGCAGCAGCAGCAGUAGGCAGGGGGCGGCAGCCACAACCAGGCAACCCCCGAGUUCCGUUCAUCUGUCAGUGCACUUCACCGGUGCAGCGCAGCGCGCAGCGUAGCACCCGAAGCGAACCGUCCCACCGGCACCAGUGCUCUUCUCUCUCGACUGCCAGGGGCUCCUCGAGCUCGGAGGCACCCGGGGUGGACAGAGACACCCCGGCCCAGGGGCAGCGGCCGCCCCCGAUUACUUUCCCAGAGGCACAAGUGGUUCUCUGAACUUUUGACGAAGCUCGGAGAGGGGGAGCGGGCGUCCAGAUCCGGAGGAGAGAGGAGGGGGCUGCGGCUACUGGCGCCCCCAGACCUGAGCCAGCCCGCAAGAGGCGCGGACCCCCGGCUCCUAGCGCGCUCCGGCGGACCCUCAUUCUCUCCGUCCUCUCACCCCGGCCGGGCUCCUUCGCCCGCGCCCGGGAGAGCCACUGUCACUCGCCGGUGCCCGUCGCCGGCCACUCAACCCGAGAGGGGACGCAUCCACCACCGCGACUUUUCAAACCCGAGCCUAGGACCGCGCGCGGGAGUAGAAGCAGCGGAGGGAGCGCGGCGCGCGGCCGGGCCACGGGAGGGGGCCAGCUAGGCUCAAGACCUCCCGGCCGAGUCGGGUGCGGAGUUCACCUUCAAGCUCCUCUCUGAGAACUUUGCAAGCCGCAGCAGACGGGUGACUGACUCCCGCAGCACAGACCGGACAGAUAGACGGACGGACCGAGGUCCGCGCACGGUCAGUUCGGAGGGGACCUGUUCUGUUCUAUGACUACAAAGAUGGAAACUACUUUCUACGACGAUGCCCUCAACGCCGCCUUCGUGCAGCCUGAGAGCGGCGGCUACGGCUACAGUCACGCCAAGGUGCUCAAGCAAAGCCUGACCCUGAACUUGGCUGACCCCGUGAGCAGCCUCAAGCCCCACCUGCGCAACAAGAACCCGGACCUGCUGACCUCGCCCGACGUUGGGCUGCUCAAGCUCGCCUCCCCUGAGCUCGAGCGCCUCAUCAUCCAGUCCAGCAACGGGCUCAUCACCACCACGCCCACGCCCACGCAGUUCCUGUGCCCCAAGAACGUGACGGACGAGCAGGAGGGCUUUGCCGAGGGCUUCGUGCGCGCCCUGGCCGAACUGCACAGCCAGAACACGCUCCCCGGUGUCCCCUCGGCGGCAGCCGCGCAGCCUGGGAACGCCUCCGUGGCCGCGGGCAUGGUAGCUCCCCCCGUAGCAGCGGCCGGGGGCUUCGGUGGCCUGCAUAGCGAGCCCCCAGUCUACGCGAACUUGAGUAACUUCAACCCCAGCUCGGCGCUGGGCUCCGCGCCCGCCUACAACGGUGCAGCUGGCGGGGCUGGGGCCGGCGGCGGCGGCAGCCUGGGCUUCCCCCAGCAGCCCGCAGCCCCGCAGCAGCAGGCGCAGCCGACCAACCCGCAGCCGCCCCUGGGCCCGCAGCUCCCGGGGGUGCAGCACCCACGGCUGCAGGCACUCAAGGAGGAGCCGCAGACGGUGCCCGAGAUGCCUGGGGAGACCCCGCCGUUGUCCCCUAUCGACAUGGAGUCCCAGGAGCGCAUCAAGGCGGAGAGGAAGCGAAUGAGGAACCGCAUCGCCGCGUCCAAGUGCCGGAAAAGGAAGCUGGAGCGCAUCGCCCGGCUGGAGGAAAAGGUGAAAACUUUGAAAGCCCAGAACUCGGAGCUGGCGUCCACCGCCAACAUGCUCAGGGAACAGGUGGCCCAGCUGAAGCAGAAAGUCAUGAACCACGUGAACAGCGGCUGCCAGCUCAUGCUCACGCAACAGUUGCAAACGUUUUGAGCAGCCCUGGGGGACGAGACGUGGACUUGGUUGGACUGGCACGUUGGUUUGCGUUGGAAAGAGACACAGACACGCUCAGACUAUAGUUCAGGCUUGACUUGCUGAGCCAGGGACUGGGGGCCCCCCCACGCCCCCCACGCACACGUGGGGGCAGGACUGGCCCAGCCUUGGGCCUGGAGCUAGUCAGGAGAGGCCAAGCCCCCUCCUCCGCAGGACCACUAGGCCGAGGGGGUGGCCCCACCCCCACCCGCCCUGCCGGACCCGGAGGGCAGAACCUGUCAGCUCUGUGUUUAACAUUGACCAAGAACUGCAUGGACCUCUAACAUUCGAUGAUCAUUCAGUAUUAAAAGGUUUCAAAACGAAAAAAAAGACAAAAAAAACAACUUCCAUAGACUGUAGUUUGCUUCUGUAGUACUCUUCAAAAGACUGGGGGGAGGCGGGAGGGAGGUUUCUUAAGAGCAAAAGGGGGGGGUGGAAGGGUCGGACUACCAGGACGCCACUUGCCUGCCUUUCAGUUAACUGUGUAUGUAUAUAUAUUUUUUUUAUUUGGUGAAAGCUGAUUAAUGUCAAUAAACAGCUUCAUGCCUUUGUAAGUUAUUUUACGUUUUGUCUUGUUCCGUUUGGGCCCUACCAAGCAUUGUUUGUAAAUAAGAGAUUUGGAACACUCGGGGUAUUUGCCCUUUGUAAUAAAGUCUAUAAUUUUUUUAUGCUUUUUGUUUCUGAGAAUUCCAGAAAGGAUCUAUUUAAGAAAAUGCAAUAAAAUGUUGAAAACCA
Messenger RNA from Monodelphis domestica (gray short-tailed opossum), 4006 nucleotides. It is a transcript of the gene JUN, whose product is annotated as Jun proto-oncogene, AP-1 transcription factor subunit. Gene Ontology annotation, biological process: regulation of cell cycle; regulation of transcription by RNA polymerase II; regulation of cell population proliferation. NCBI's taxonomy places the organism in Eukaryota, Metazoa, Chordata, Mammalia, Didelphimorphia, Didelphidae. Gene Ontology annotation, molecular function: RNA polymerase II cis-regulatory region sequence-specific DNA binding; transcription factor binding; DNA-binding transcription factor activity, RNA polymerase II-specific. Gene Ontology annotation, cellular component: transcription regulator complex. The record is from RefSeq and is a predicted model, not a curated record.